CCUUGAAUAAAAAGAAAAAAGGAAUACUUAAAGAUGGUGUGUAUACUGAACUUUCGAGCAAGGAAGUGAGUCUUCAUAUGAAGAAAGACAGUUUUAGGGAAUCUAGGACAAGCUUUGCCUUACUAGAAGAUACUAUUAUGGAGGAAUCUGAGGAUUCUUCUGAGGAGAGAGAAGGCGAUGACACAUUGGAGGAAACGAGGAGUGAGAACGAUGAUGAGGCGAUGAGAGGUUCCUCUCAGUUCCGACCGGUUCAGAGUGUAAUAAUUACCCCAAGACAACAAGACGGGAUUUCCCAUACCCCAUACAAAAUUAGCGACCCACGAAACGCUAAUUUAUCUUCAGAUUAUGAGGAUGACAGAAUAUCUUUGAAAACAGACUUCUAUAGUCCUGACUUGUAUUCAAGGGAUGAUAAAGUUCAACAGACCUUGGACACUUUCAAAAAGAAACAAGUGGACAUUCAAGAAAAUCUUAAAAAGCUAGAAGGAAAGAAGGACAAGGAUGCUAAACCUAUCAUGGAAACGCUGUAUGAACAGCUUAGGGAAACCGAGCAACUAUAUCAACAGGCACUUGCUCAGCUUAAAGAGGUACAGGAUGACCUUGGAAAGAAACUAGGAAAGAAAGAGGAAAGAUCAGAACCGCAAGGUUCCGGAAAGUCAGGAGGAGGUUCCCCUUCAAGUAAACAACAAUUAAGCCCCGAUGAACAAGAGCUGACAUAUGAAUUGAAGGCACAGCUCAUGCGCAAUAUUGAAAUGCAAAACCAGAAGCUCAAGACAGAAUUAACGCUUCAUGAAAAAAUGAACGAGUCAAAGAUGUUAAACCAACAAAAUAGAAAGCUUCAUGAUGAAUCAACCAUGUCUAGAACAAACACGUUACGUCUCAUGAAGAUGUUUGAGAAGAAAGCCAAAGCUGCUGACGAAAAGUUGAAGGAAAUGCAGCGUGAACUUCAUAAAUCCCAGCAGCUAACUAAGAAAUAUCAGCAGCUUUUGGAACUGGAGAAAAGGAAAAUGGGAGGAGGAAGUGGUCACGUGACACCAGUGUCUGUAGGAGACGAUGGAGAAUCCCCCAGAGUUCCGCCCCCAUCUUCAUACUCAUUGUUAGGAGGAAACGUACGGGUCAAUGAUAUUAUAAGAAAGAAUGAGGUUCUUCUGGAAGAGAACAGUAACCUAAAGAGAGAAAUUCAGAGACUCAAGCAAGACAAUGCAACAUUGAUAAAGAAAACCAAACAUGCAAUGUCAGACAAAGACGAAAUUAUUAAAAGAAUUCAAACAUUGUAUGCAGAAAAUGCCAAGAUGCAGAGCCAACUAGCCAAAGAACGGUCACAACAUCGUCUGGACAACUCUAAUAUGAGAAAUAGAACCCUUUCUAGGGAUCUAUCUCGUGAGAAGUCACAACAUAAUUUGCUAGCCCGUAGUUUGACAAGGCAGGCUUCAGAUUGGAUAAUGUUAAAGAAACAAUUGGCCCAGUUUGAUGAGGAAUACAAAUGGAGUCAGGUAAAAACUCAGAAAGAGGAGGCUGACCAGAGAUUUGGGCGAUUGCCCCCCAUUUACACCGUCGUUCCAAUGACACCUAUAACGGAGGUGUCCGCUGAGUUGUCAACACCUGUCGACUCAUCGUCGAGUGAUCUGAGUGAUCUUGACUUGGAGUUGCGAAGGGACUCUGAUAUCGAGUUGGUUGGUCCAUUAAAUCCAACGGGCGCAGAAGAGAGAACCUACCAACAUCAUGCCCCCAAAAACGUUUAUAUGCCACGUAAAAUGUAUCCCAAGCAUGAAGAGACGUGUGUAAGUACAGAAUUUGAAGAAUUAAGGGAAUUAGACGAGAUGCUUUCAGCCGAAUGUAACAAUGAAUCCUCUGCCACCUGUACUCAUGCUGUGAACCUUUGUCGUUCAUUCAGCUUGGACAGCAGACAUUUGUUGCAAGAAUACUUCUGCACAGGAAAUAUCAAUGAAGAGUUGCUUCGAUACGAACACAUACAAGAAUUUCUUACGAUCUGCAAUUCGAUAAAAGGGCUUUCUAAUUUAAAAUGUGCUUGUGCCAGUAAGCUUUUACAAAACUUAGACAAGGAAAAGGUGUUUGAAAUUUUUGAUUUGGCAGAUAGUUUUGAGAUACCAGAGGUCAUUGAGAAAUGUGCGGAUGAGAUUGUUAAUAAUAUUGAUGACGUCAUAAGCAUGAGUGAAUUUUUGUCACUCAGAAAUUCACAAAUGAAGGCUUUAAUGAGAAGUCGGUGUUGUAGAGAAAAACUACUGCUCAGGGACGGUUUGUAUCAAUGGUGGCAAUGCGAUUCCAGCAACCGAGGUGAGGUUUAUAGAUCCCUACGUGAAAAAAUUGCUGGAAAAGUUUUUGAAGGUGAGGGUGAGUCUUCGGAAAGCUGUGAUAGUAAAACGUAUCUGGUGAUGUUUUCAAUAACAAAAGCAGACGACCAAUGUUUCAAGGAUGCAAAAGUGCUCAAUAUUACAAGUGAAAAGGGAUAUGAUGUGAAAUUAAAGGAUGUCACAGAUUUCACCAAAGGAUAUGCAGCUUGUUGUAUCCAGACGGCUGCUACUGAACCACCAUAUAUCUUUAUUUCAGGUGAAGGACAAAAGUCUCUCAAAUUUCUAGAAUGCGAUGUCAUCAUGAAUAAAUGGAGAGUUUGCGCAAACAUGAAAUAUCCUCGAACAAAUCAUACUAUGAGAAGUGUGAAAGACAAAGUCUAUGUUUUGGGUGGCAAAACUAAAGAUUCCAUUGUUCCUCAAAUUGAAGAGUUUGAUCGUAAGAAGAAUUCUUGGUCAUUAGUAGGGAAUCUGAAAUGGGGAGUUAGCUCUCCUUUGUCCAUUGUCUAUAAUGAAAAGAUUUACUUAUUUGGUGGCAAGGAUGAGCAUGGAGAAGAUGUAUCGGUUAUUCAGGUCUUUGACUUGAUGAGCAAGUCUGUGGAGGUUGUAGGGUACCUGCCUAUAGAAUGUUCCGGCGGAAGGACCGUUGUUAUUGGUCAUUCUAUUUAUAUUCUGACAGAACAAGGACACUGCAUAAAGUUCCGCGUGGAAAAGAACGAAAGCAUCAUACAGAAAGAACUACCAAACAAUCGGUCCAAGUUUGGAAUGUAUUUACGAGAGAAAAAGAUUUAUGUGACAGGGGGUAUAAAUGCCAGUAAUCAGUCACCGGAUUUCGAUCUGGUUUACUCUGUAAGCGAUAAUUCGUGUGAAAAGAUUGCACGAAGAGAAGCAAAGAGUUUGAAUGUAUUUGGACAAUGUUUUGUAAAGAUCCCAAAUAAUAUACAAUUUUUCCCUCUAUGUUGAAUUCAAAUGUUGAUUUAUAUAGCUAUACCUUGUAAUACAUGUAUUGGUAUCUAAUACUGUAUAAUACAACUCUCUCAAAGAUUACCAUAAAUUAUACACAAGUUUUAUGUAAAUUACAUGUACUAAUAUUUCCAUGACCUUGUC
Messenger RNA from Saccostrea echinata, 3413 nucleotides. RefSeq lists its product as uncharacterized. NCBI's taxonomy places the organism in Eukaryota, Metazoa, Mollusca, Bivalvia, Ostreida, Ostreidae. The record is from RefSeq and is a predicted model, not a curated record. The coding region runs from base 78 to 3269 and encodes 1063 amino acids. The transcript has 13 exons. Gene Ontology annotation, molecular function: protein binding.